Molecule: messenger RNA, 3768 nt
Organism: Dunckerocampus dactyliophorus (ringed pipefish)
Lineage: Eukaryota; Metazoa; Chordata; Actinopteri; Syngnathiformes; Syngnathidae
Gene: map7b
Product: microtubule-associated protein 7b
Exons: 20
Coding region: 211-2682 (823 amino acids)
Biological process (GO): microtubule cytoskeleton organization
Cellular component (GO): microtubule cytoskeleton
Source: RefSeq, a predicted model, not a curated record
CACUGUACUUUGUCCUCUGUACGUGUUUACUCAUCAUCUUCACUUGGAGGGUCUUGCACUUCCUGCCGCCUCAGCCAAAGUGCAGCAAUGUGCAGCCUGCUACAAGGAGACUGCUGGUAGCAUCAGCUGCCCUGCAUCCAUGUUUCCAUUGAAGAGGAUGCCGCAGGGUAGGAUGGCUCUGUUUAGCUAGCAGGGGGUUGAAGGGCUGCAAUGCCAGUAAGGAAAGGGAGAGCACCAGGGAGAGGAGAGGGCUCCCAAUGGAGACUGGGGAAGGCAGGCAGCCGCUCAGCCAUCCCAGUGCUGUUCACCAUCACUGAGGAGGAGGAGGGACAGAGACGGAGACAUGAUAUCGGAAGAAAGACCAAAGCGUCCUACUAUCAAUCGGAGGAUGGCAGAGCUUCGUCGGCCACCCCGCCCGGCUCGUCUGCCUCUGGACAGAUCUACUCUCCCACCCUGACCUCCACGCCCACUCCCACUCGCACGGCCGCCAGCACCAGCCCCAACAACCAAAACACUGCAGUUAAAGCAGACUCUUUGCUCUUCAACAAAACGGAUGAGAGGCUGAGGCUGGCCCGUGAGCGCCGAGAAGAACGCGAGAAACAGAAUGCCAUCAAGGAGGCCGAGUGGCAGGCACGUGAGGAGCGGGCCAGGCAACACUACGAGAAGCACCUGGAGGAAAGGAGGAGGAAGCUGGAGGAGCAGAGGAUAAAGGAGGAGCAGAGGCGGGCGGCCGUGGAGGAGAAGCGACGACAGAAGCAGGAGGAUGACAAGGUUCGUCACGAAGCGGUGAUGCGGCGCACUAUGGAGCGGAGUCAGGUGACCAGGCCGAAGACCAACCGCUGGUCCUGGGGUGGAACCCUGCCCCCCAACAGCCCUGGCACUCCCACCGGUUUUGCAGAGUCUGCUUUCCUCUAUCCGCUCGACCUUGCCGGACUGGAGCACGUGCACGGUGCUUUCAGUCUCUCUCGCAGAUACCGAAUGAUGUCCCAAUAUGCUGACCGACGCUCGGUGUCCACUGUGAAUUUAUCCAAGCAUCACGACCCCGUCAUUACCAAACGCCUGUCCUCAUCCUCAGCCACACUCCUCCACUCACCCGACCGAGGGCUGCAGACAAGAGCAACCUCCUUGCCUGCCAUUAACAAAGCUCAGUCCAAACCCCGCCUAUACCGGGGGACUGCCACUCUCCACAAAAACACAGGCCAUCGCCGCCUUCCCCUGACACCAUGGGAGAGCAACGUGGUGAACCGUCUGCAGCAGCCCACACACUCCUACCUGGCCCGUAGCCGCAGUGCCAUGAGUCUCACUGGAGAGCAAACAGCCAUGCCUGUGUGUCCUCGCUCAGUGUCCUGCCACCCCAUGGGCUCCAUGUCCUUCAAGGCCCUGCAGGCCCGCCCCCUCUCUCACAGCCGCAGCCACGAGAGGAGCCUCAGCAGAGAGACGACCUCGUCUGCGCCCGCCCGCAGGAGGACCAUGGGCACAACACAGUCGCCACAGAAGAGUCGCGACUCUGUCAGGAAGUCAUGGAGCAACUUGUCUGUGCCUCUUGGUCCUGCUCUCACUUUACCCCUCAAAAUGCGCACCUCUUCUCCAACCAAAAGAAACGUCAAAGUAACAGCGCCCUCUCCUGGCAGGCCACCUCUGAAGCCCACUGGACGCCCUCCGACCCCCAAAAUGCUUAAGUCUCCAGGGGCAGAGGACCCUGGAAAUUUCCGCCCUGCCAGGAUGACAAUGCCUGACGUUCAGCGCCCGUCUACACCAACCAAAACCCAGGAAACGGAGGACGAGCAGGUCCUCAGUCCUCCUCAGCCGCUGGGCCUCAACAAAAGCAGCACAGAGCAGACGUCGACAUCAACCAGCGAGAACAUAAGCAGUCCCCCCACCCAGAAAACCUCUGCCGGGACCACAGAUCCAGAGGAGGCGAGUCGCAUCAUGGCCGAGAACCGGCGGCUGGCCCGCGAGCAAAGAGAAAGGGAGGAAGAGGAGCGGAGGCAGCAAGAGGAGCAAGCAAGGUUGGCUAAGGAGGAGAUGGCUCGUCGUAAGGCUGAGGAGCGAGCCAGAAGGGAGGAGGAGGCCCACCGCCAGGCCGAGGAGAAGAGAAUGAAGGAAGAGGAGGAGAGAAAGAUGGAAGAGGAGAGGCUGCAGAAAGAGAGAGAGGAGGCAGACAGAGCCCAGAAACAGAGAGAGGAGGAGGAGUCUCGACAGAAAGAGCAGGCUGAGAGACUGAGGCAGGAGAGGGUGAAACACUUUCAGAAGGAGGAGGCUGAGCGGCUGGAAAGAAAGAAGCGUCUGGAGGAGAUCAUGAAGAGGACGAGACGGUCCGACACAACAGAGAAGAAACCACCCAGCAAGAACAGGGACAGCACAGUGGGUGCCGCGUCUCCUGUCCCAUCUGAAGGAACACCAUCUCCCACCCCGCACAGUAACGGCAACAGAAGCCCACCGGACCCCAACAUGAACGCCAGCACCUCCACACCUCCACUGCAAAGGGAGAAUGGUGAGCUUGAGGAGGUGAUUGAGCUGCCUUCGCAUUCCAGAUUGACUCCUCCUCCUAAUAAAGGCGACGAGGAGGAGGAGGGUCAGCAGCAGCAGGGGGAGGUCAUCACCUUCAGGGAAAAUGGACUCCCAAAGCCUCUGAGUGGCGUGGAUGAUAUUUCAGUCCAACAGGGAGCAGACGUGGCCUGAUGGUUUCAUCGGACGAUAUGAUCCAGCCACAGAAAACCAGGAAAAAAGGCGGUUCGAUCACGGAGAAUUAAGUGGCAUCAAAGAGAGGCUCUCGAUGCACUCUUUCUCCACCUUUUGAUGACCCCCUGCAGAGACUCAACAUGACAACAAGCAUCCAUUUUUUUUCCCUCCCAAAGAUGGGUACCGCAAAGAUCGCCCUUAUGAAACAUCUCAGGAGAGGAUGUUUUCCCCUCACGCGUGAUGAUUGAGGCUGGAUGGGCUUUUUCUCCCUCGUUUUGAAAUAACUGUCAGAUGAGCUGUAAAGUCUUUAAUUACAAAAACGUGGUGUUUUUUCCUUCCUUUGACAGUCUGCUUGGCAACAGGACGGUCGGGACUGUCACUUGUGUUAUCAUUUUGUUACAGAAAGGUGGAGAAACAAGUCAGUGACUUCCCACGCUGGAAAGGUGUGUCAUGUAACAUUCUUAUGAUGCACCUAGUGUUGAAAAGUAGCGAUUAUCCAGGGUGGCACCACCAGUUUAAGGUAAAGAUGAAUGAAAACCUGAGCUAAGAAAACAGCUUUAGGGUGAGUACUACUGAUGUUUUUUUUAGUUUAUUUAAUGAAUCUACUCAUGAAAUGUGACCUUUUAUUUUUUAUGUAAUCGGAACCCGGAUAUUCUGUUCAGUUAGCAAAGCAAAACAUCUGCUUGGACUUUAGUUCCUUCUCAGUGGCUCAGCUCAACUUUUAACCCCGUCAGAGCUGCCGCCACACCCGUAUAAACUUAUUACAGUAAUAAUUCUGGAGAUGUUCAUUUUGCAGUAACCUUAUUCGUGAUUCUUUUGGAAUAAAUGCUGCUACUUGUGAUGUUCUGUUGCCUUACCAAGUACAAGGAAGAUUGCCAGGAUUGUCCAAUCCAGUACUGCCAACGCAACAUGCUGUUUGGUAAGACAACGGAGCUCACAACUGACUUAAAUACCAGUAAAGAACAUUAUAUCAAAGCUAUCCUAUAAAUAAUGUAUAAAACAAUAUAUUUUACUAUAAGAACGAGCAGUUUAAAAAAACAUUAUUCCAAGUGUAUUUGGUGAGAAAAAUAAAUCUGUUUGACAUGA